Messenger RNA from Lagopus leucura (white-tailed ptarmigan), 2990 nucleotides. It is a transcript of the gene ATRIP, whose product is annotated as ATR interacting protein. The transcript is spliced from 13 exons. NCBI's taxonomy places the organism in Eukaryota, Metazoa, Chordata, Aves, Galliformes, Phasianidae. The coding region runs from base 1 to 2463 and encodes 820 amino acids. Gene Ontology annotation, biological process: DNA repair; DNA damage checkpoint signaling. The record is from RefSeq and is a predicted model, not a curated record.
AUGGCCACCCGGCCGCCGCUCGGGCCGCGGAAACGGAGCGGUCCCGCGCUGUGCGGGGCGGGCUGGCCGCGGGGCAGCGCCCCGGCCGCCGCGCUGGGGAACGGCUUCCCGCCCAGCAAACGCCCCAAGGGGCCGGCGGAGGUCGGGGCGGAAGAAGAUCCCUUCGGGGACAACGACGACUUCACGGCGGACGACCUGGAGGAGAUCGACACGAUCGCUUCGCAGGCGCUGUCGCAGGACGCCGCCGGACGAGGCCCGGCCCCGGCGAGCCGCCCACACGGCGCGUGGAGCGGCGCCGCGGAGCCCGGAGCGGGCGGCGGUGCGGACGGCGCUCAGCUGCGAGGGGCGUUCCAGCUGCAGGUGCUGCAGGCGCAGCACGAGGACGCCCGGCGGAAGCUGAAAGAAAUGCAGGAUGAAAUUCUUACUAAAAAUGGGGAAAUCAAAAUGUUGCGUGACUCAAUGCAGCAGAUGGAGCACACUAUGGAUGAGCAGAGAAGGUCGUACAUGCUGUUGGAACAGCAACAAUCUCAGGCCCUUGGUGAAAAAGAGAGAGAGUUCUCCAAAAAGUUACUGUCACUGCAGUCAGAGUUGCAGUUCAAAGAUGCAGAAAUGAAUGAAUUAAGAACGCGGCUUCAGAACUGUGAAAGAAACAAACACUCAGCUCAAACGGUUGUGCCACAAAGUAGCCCUAAAAAGAAUUUUACAGUCCAGAUGAAAUCAGAAGGGUGUCCUCUGCAGCCUGGAAAAAGGUCUUUUCCUACAAAAGAGUCUUUCAAUGCUGAAACAGCUGUCAGACCCUCUUCUUCUUCUUCAGGAAAUUGUUUUGCACAGAUGGUUUCCAGCAAGGAAGAUAGUAAGAUGCCCCAUCCUGAAUUGUCAUCCAUAAAGCAGGAAGCAAUGGGAAGGAAUGGUUCUUGCAAUUCUGUACCUCGUCGGAACAUUCAAGAGGAUGGAAAAGCCGCUCCAAAGGCAAUCUCUCCAGGUUCCGCCUUGCUGAGCGCCCUGCUGAAGCAGCCCCUUGUCUCUGGGUCCCUGCUGGGACUUUGCCAUCUCCUCAGCAGCAGCGCUGAGGCUCUGCCAGGAGCUGUGCUGCAGCCCGACCUUCUGCAGACGCAGCCCACGCAGAUGCCUGGCACCAGGGCAGCCCCGGAAGAAGUUGCUCCUCUUGUGUCCCUGCAAGAAGCUCAGAAGCUCGCAGUGACAGGGCUGAACUUGAUCGCUAUGGACGAAGGGCCGUGCGAAGGGAGCCCUGCAGGGAGUGGGAGCGAGGUGUUGUGUUUGAAACGCUGCAAGAUCCCAGGAGCUGUGCACCUCUUGCCCUUGGUGGAACACCACAUCGGCGCUUACUGUCGAGCGGUGCAGUCAGCAGACAAGUCAGUAAAUGCUUCUUGUGGAAACCAUGCAGUCGUUUCUUCCAGAACCAACACAAGUAAGGUGGCCAGUAAGGAGGACUUCAGGUUGUCUCUUGAAGAAGCAACAGUUCUGUCGCUAGGUAUUCUUUAUUAUUUGGCAUUUUAUAGCUGGGACGUUGUCCACGUGUUGCUGGCUAAUGAGGUGGAAGAAAGUUCUGCUGUUGGAGAAGAACAGCUUUCCAAGACGGACAGAAAUGUGCUGUGUGAUAAUAAAGAAGAUGACAGGACACAAGGAGGGCUGCCUGACGCUCCGCAGGAUGCUGACAGUAACGUUCAAGCACAACAUUCUUUGUUCAGAAAGCUGCUCCAGGUUUUAGCUUUUUCUGCCACCGCGGGCUCCCAGAUGGAUUGCAUCCUGCAGCACAGCCUGAAAGUUCUGGUAAAACUGGCUGAAAACUCAACGAUGGACUUGCUAAUCAAUUUUCAGCACCUCCUGAGCCACCAGGUGCUGCUCCGUGUCCUGUGCCCGGCCGUCCCUCUGCACACAGUUCUUCUGACCGUGAAGCUGCUGUCCAUACUUGCACAACACCACUUGCUGGUUGCUCAACUUUGCUCCCAUUCAGAUAGCUGCCUUCUUCUUGCACUGUACAUGUACAUCACGUCAAGACCGGACAAAUCGGCCUCUGAGGUGCAUUGGCUGCAGCUGGAGCAAGAGGCAGUCAGGCUCCUGACCCGGUGUGUGCGGUUCUCCAGCCCAACAGUUUUACCCCCUGCUGCACACUGCCAGUGUAAUCUGGAGGUGGUUAAGGCACUAAUAAUAAUGUUACACAGACAGUGGACAAAGAUUAGAAGAUUUGAGAGCAGCUUGUGUGCACAUAAGGAGCAAGUCAUUCAGUUCUUAAGGGACGCUGUCCUACUCUUACACAGCCUAUCUCAGAAAGACAAACUGUUUCAUGAGCACUGUUUGGAAGUACUCCAUCAGUAUGACCAAGCCAUGCCAGGCAUUAGAGCCAUCCUCAGAAAAACUAAAAAGCUGAGUGCCUGCGAAGAGCUGAUCUUGGAUGAAUUGUACCCUCCUGAGCCAGAAGCAGAAGAUCAGGACUCCAGUUAGCCAUGUGGCAGUGAUCUCUGCCCGUACUUCAGUCAUCGUAAUCACUGCCAGAGUAAAUCUGAUCUAAAUCAGCAAUUCUCCAAAGUGAUAACUCAAAAGUUGCCCUCCAAUGCACAACUAAAACACAAUUCUUUGUUGCAGUUAUUCUACCUAAGUGCUAUCCAAAUGAAAACAAGGAAAUUGUGACGUGAGGACAAAAAUAAUACUGCCAUGUACUGUUUUGCUGUGCAAAACCACUGGAAGGAUGAACUUAGGAAUGGUUCUGUUUAUGAGCAUCACCCUUCAUGAAGCUGCUGUGAAUGGAAACCUUACUGUGUGUUCCCUAUUUACUGUGACUACAGCUGCAUUUAUGCUGGUUUAUGAUGCUGAACGUCCUGGGACGUUUGGGGUCACUGAGUUCCUAUGCAAGUCUUGUGACAAUAUUUGUUGUUUCUUUUGUAGCUGUAACACUUCCCUUGCUUGAGCCUUUUGUGUUGAAAUUAGUAAAUUGUUUACUGUGACUUUUUAAAAAAUAAUGGCAGAAAUAA